UGGUAGCUCCCGACCCACAAACCUAUUAUAUCUCUCUCCCUCUAUCCGUCUUCUUCGUCACUGGUCACCGUAGCAAGCACAGGACAAGUCCGUAUACGCCAUUGUCCCUAUCCCCACGAAAGAGGGUAUACAUUGCUGGGGUACUGUAUUCAGUCAUUUACGCCCCACAAAAGAGAAGGAGCAUUUUCCUCAGUCCGUGAGAGAGAGAUAAGGAAGCCAUCACCAUGAAUGCCCCAGAUCGAUACGAAAGAUUUGUUGUCCCUGAAGGCACCAAAAAGGUGUCAUAUGAGAGGGACACAAAGAUCAUAAACGCAGCAUCCUUCACAAUUGAGAGAGAGGACCACACCAUUGGAAACAUCCUCCGCAUGCAGUUGCACAGGGAUGAGAAUGUUCUAUUUGCCGGUUACAAGCUUCCUCACCCCCUUCAGUACAAGAUUAUUGUCAGGAUUCACACCACCAGCCAGUCUUCACCAAUGCAGGCAUAUAACCAGGCUAUUAAUGAUCUUGACAAGGAACUUGAUCAUUUAAAGAGUUGUUUUGAGGCUGAGGUGGCAAAGCAUUCAGUGGAGUACUAAUAGGCAUUCAAGGAAUUGUAAGGAGGCAUAUUUUGACAAGAGAUGUCAGAUAAUUGUUGUUUGUUGGUAUGCAAAUUGGUACUGAUAUCGAUUAUUGCCUUUUGUAAACAUGCUAUCAAAGUACUUGUGUGAAUUUUAAUGAUGUGAUGUCUCCUGAAGUUCAUGGAUAGUUAUGAAACGAGAAAAGGUUAAAAGGUGAAA
Molecule: messenger RNA, 776 nt
Organism: Prunus avium (sweet cherry)
Lineage: Eukaryota; Viridiplantae; Streptophyta; Magnoliopsida; Rosales; Rosaceae
Product: DNA-directed RNA polymerases II, IV and V subunit 11
Biological process (GO): transcription by RNA polymerase II
Cellular component (GO): RNA polymerase II, core complex
Molecular function (GO): DNA binding; protein dimerization activity
Source: RefSeq, a predicted model, not a curated record